Styela clava is the source of this 560-nucleotide messenger RNA. The record is from RefSeq and is a predicted model, not a curated record. NCBI's taxonomy places the organism in Eukaryota, Metazoa, Chordata, Ascidiacea, Stolidobranchia, Styelidae.
UUUAUGGACUUCAGUUAGUUUUCGCAUUUGACUCUUUGCAUAAUCAUCAACAAAAGCCAGUAUGAGUAUGACAACAGCACUACGGUUUGAAUCUGGAAAUUUAGGUCAAACUUUACAAAAGUCCUUGGAAAGGGAACAUCAACGCAUUCUGAGAGAUGAACAACAAGCACAACGUGUGAAAGAUAUUAAUCUUGAUGUUGAUUCUAAUCUAAAGGCUGAAUGGGCAGAAAAUUUGGAGGAAGCCAGUAUGAAAAAAAUGUACAAAAUUAAUCUUGACAAAAUCAAGCAUGAAUUAGACUAUGGGAAAAAAUCAUUUGUUAUGGUUAGACGAGCUGCCCUACAGGAACUCCUUGAGAAGGAACAUAAGCAGUAUGAAAUGGAGUUACGUAACAUGGAAAAAGCAUUUUAUGUGAAAAGAACAUGAUGCUGUGUCAAAAUAUAUUUUAGUAUAAAAUUGGGAGAGGCUGAUUAUGAAUUUAUCAUGUUUAUUUUUCUAUUUCUUUAUUCUUUUUAUAAAUGCAAUCUGUGUAUCAAGAAAAAUAUGACAUUUAAAACGAGAA